CCCCCCCCCCCCUCCGCACUCACAAACUUUCCCUCUCCCGAACCCCCCAAUCCCGCAGCCCCCCGGUCCCCAGGCGAGUUCCCUGCCCCAGUAGCCGGUACCGGAGAGCCAGUUGGGCCGCUGGGGAGAAGUUCGGAGAGACCCAGCCUCCUGCCCUGACUCCCAGCCUCCUGCCCUGACUCCCUUCCCCCUUUCCCCAGUCGGAGGGGAGGCUCCAAGCGGCCAAAGAAGGGGAUUGUUUUGGGAACCAGUCAGCCAAAAAGCUGGGGCAGAACCGGGGGCAGAGCGACUCCAGAACCUGCCGCUGCCCGACUGGAUCCGACUCAUUUGUGCCCGACUGGAUCCGACUCAUUUGUGCCCGACUGGAUCCGACUCAUUUGUGCCCGAGUGUUUGCAGCGCAGAGUCCCGGAUUGUAUCCCCGACCCGGCCCGACCCCAUCGGCUCCUUCUCCCGGCGCCGCGUGUGAGUGUCCGGGCCGCACUGUAUGGGGCGGAGGUUCUGACCCGAUGCUGGUUCUUCCCAACUUGGAAACACAAUGAUUCUUAGAUGUAAAAACUUUGUUGCUGCCACAGUUUGUUGCUGCCUCCUCUCCUCUCUCUGCUGCGUCGCUCAGCCUGGCCGAGCGCCCCACUUCCUGGUCCAGCCGCUCUCUACCUUCCAGAAGUACGGGGGCUCCGUCACCCUGAGCUGCUCGGUGGAACCGGCGAGUGCCAUCAUCUCCUGGCAACUGAAUGGGGCGGAGCUAGACCUGCCCGGGGUUCUGGUAUCUGGGGGCACGUUGGUCAUUGCCAGCCUUAAUAACGACACCGUGGGACGGUACCAGUGCAUCGCCCGGACGCCAGUGGGAUCCAUCUCCAGUGUCCCCGCCAUUGUCACCCUGGCCAACCUGCAGGACUUUAAGUCUGACGCGCAGCACGUGAUCGAGGUGGAUGAGGGGAACACGGCGGUGAUUGCCUGUAACCUGCCCGAGAGUCACCCCAAGGCCCAAGUGCGCUACAGCGUCAAGCAGGAAUGGCUGGAGACGUCCAGAGAUAACUACCUAAUCAUGCCUUCGGGGAACCUUCAGAUAGUGAACGCUACACAAGAGGACGAAGGGACCUAUAAAUGUGCGGCGUAUAAUCCCGUCACCCAGGAAGUGAAAACAUCCGUUUCCAGCGACAGACUUCGUGUUCGACGCUCCACGGCAGAGGCCGCCCGUAUAAUCUACCCCCCUAAUGCCCAGACCAUCAUCGUCACCAAGGGGCAGAGCCUGAUCCUGGAAUGCGUUGCCAGCGGGAUGCCGCCCCCCAGGAUUACGUGGGCCAAGGAUGGCGCGGAGGUUUCGGGGCACAAUAAAACCCGCUUCCUGCUCAGUAACCUGCUGAUAGACGCCACCAGCGAGGAAGACUCCGGCACCUACACCUGCACCGCCGGCAACGGUAUCGGCGAGGGAGGCUCCACUUUUAUAUUUUACAACGUGCAAGUGUUCGAGCCACCAGAGGUCAGUAUGGAGCUGUCUCAGCCAAUAGUCACCUGGGGUCAGAGUGCAAAGUUCACGUGUGAGAUCAAGGGUAACCCCCAGCCCUCGGUGAUAUGGCUGAGAAACGCCACCCCCCUGAUCCCCAGCGCCAAACACAAAAUGUCUCGGAAAGUUCUGCGUGUGAUUAAUGUGGGGCCGGAGGAUGGGGGCGUCUACCAGUGUAUGGCCGAGAAUGAGGUGGGCAGUGCCCAGGCCUUGGCCCUCCUCAUAACCACUAGGGCAGGGAGCUUUCUAAAUCCGGAGAAGGACGCCCCAACAUCAUCCCCAUUGGCUGAGGACAGGCAGCUGCUGCUGAAGGCCCAGUACAAGCCGCGGCCCCCGACUCCCCUGCUGCCGGCCCAGUGCCCCAACAGCAAAGAAACUGCGCUCCCCCCCGAGGCCCCCGUUAUACUGAGCUCCCCCCGUACCUCUAAGACGGAUUUCUACGAGUUGGUCUGGAGGCCCAGAAAUGUGGGCGGAGCCCCAGUCUUGUUCUACAUCAUCAAACAUCGCAAGGUAGCCAAUUCCUCGGAUGAGUGGACCGUUUCUCGUGUUCCGGGGCCACAGCACCGCCUGACCCUGACCAAACUGGACCCCGGCAGCCUGUAUGAAGUGGAGAUGGCGGCCUACAACUGCGCGGGGGAGGGCCAAACCGCCAUGGUAACCUUCCGCACGGGGCGCCGCCCUAAACCCGACAUAGUAGCCAGCAAAGAGAUUCAGAUCCAGAAGGACGACCCCGGGACCAGCACGCAGAGCAGCAACCAAUCGGAUAACAAUCGCCUUUCCCCCCCAGAAGCCCCCGACCGCCCCACCAUCUCAAUGGCUUCCGAGACGUCCGUGUACGUGACCUGGAUCCCGCGAGGAAACGGCGGAUUCCCCAUCCAGUCCUUCCGGGUGGAGUACAAAAAGCUGAAGCAGCCGGGGGACUGGAUUUUGGCGACUAGGGACAUCCCCCCCUCCCGCCUGUCCGUGGAGAUAACGGAAUUGGAGAAAGGCACCUCCUACAAAUUCCGCGUGCGGGCCCUGAACAUCCUGGGCGAGAGUCAGCCCAGCGCAGCCUCCAAGCCGUACGUGGUAUCGGGCUACAGUAACCGCGUGUACGAGCGCCCGGUGACGGGACCCUACAUCACGUUUACGGAAGCCAUCAACGAGACCACCAUUAUGCUCAAGUGGAUGUACACCCCAGCCAGCAAUAACAACACCCCCAUCCAUGGCUUCUACAUCUACUACCGGCCCACCGACAGCGACAACGACAGCGAUUACAAGAAGGACGUGGUGGAAGGCGACCGCUACUGGCACUCGAUCAGCCACCUCCAGCCCGAAACCUCCUACGACAUCAAAAUGCAGUGUUUUAACGAGGGCGGGGAGAGCGAAUACAGCAACGUUAUGAUCUGCGAGACUAAAGCUCGGAAGUCUCCCCGCUCCCAGACACCCGCGGUGCCCUCACCCCAGCCUUCUCACAGCAGCGGGAAAGGCGCCGUCGGAACGGCUACUGUGGCGCGUUCUAGUGAUGUUCCGUACAUGAUCGUCGGGGUUCUUGGCUCCAUUGUUCUUAUACUCGUGGCCUUCAUCCCUGUGUGUUUGUGGAGAGCCUGGUCCAAGCAGAAACAAACCACGGAUAUCGCGUUCCCCAGCGCCGGCAUCCUGACCUCCUCCUGCCAGUACACCAUGGUGCCCCUGAGGGGGGUCUCUACCAUCAGUAACUUCCCCUAUGCUAAUGGCAGUGUUGUGAAUGGCACUUGUCCGUCUGCAAACCCCAAUGGGACGAAGCCAAGAGAGUAUGACCCAGAGACGGAGCAUCAGGAUGAAGCUAACAGUUUGCUGGAGGAGAUGAUUCCUGGGCACAAGGACCUAACAGAAUGUCCCAAGCCUGGGGGGUUGUGCCACCCACCCGGCGAGGGCAUCACAGUGGACCGGCCAAGUGAGAUUGAUACAUGUGAAAUAAAGGAACUUCCUCCUGAUGGGCUUCAAUUGGAGGAUGAGAACUUGGUUGGGCACUCCCUAUCAAAAAGCAACAAGGAGUGCCCCAUCCUCUCGCUGCCCAUAGAGCCAGGUGUGUGCCAAGGUUGUAUAUGUGCCUUGCCACCGGUGGAAAACGCAGAGGAUCCAGUCCGCCCAACAUUGAGUGAAGGAUCCAAUGAAAUCCCAGUUUGGACCUGUAAUGUAGAAGGGAACAGUUGGGAGAGCAGCGCUAAUCAGCCUCACACACGCUCGGAAGGAGCCGCCACUUAACAGAUGACAGACUGUAAGAAAGGACUGGGGAUGGUCUUGUUGCAAUACAUAUCAGCACUGAGUAUCUCUACUAAACCUUGUGCAGAUACACAGGCUGAAGAUUCUAGAAGAAGUCCAUUUAUUCCAGCACCGGCUUCCCUGCACAGCGGCUCUUGCAACACGGUCACGUUUUAGGGUCCCGGACCACCCUGCGUUUGAAAGGAGUUUAUUUUUCUAUGACAGCGAUAUUUAUAUAUUUAUGCACUUGUACAUAAAGUUUAUUUUCUUUAUCAUGAAAUAUAUAUAUAUAUAUAUAUAGAAAUAUGGAACACAAAAGGGACCAAACUAUUCUUUGGCGUUGGCACGGCAACGGAACAAGAGCUUUGGAUUGGCUGCCAUCAUACUGGGGGGGGGGCUAUAGCGGAAUGGGGCGCAGGAAGGAGACUGGAGGAAUCUUCUGAUUUGUUGCGUAAAUUUUGGAUCCAGAAACGGUUCCGGCUUCUAUUCUCGUCAGGCGCGGGAUGUUCCCACGCGGGUUGCAUGUUUGGCCCCAGCUAAAUAUAUAUGCGCCAUAAACACAAUAUGCGAUGCGGCUGCAAUGACUUCUAUGUGUAACUGAAUAGGAACCGUACGGCUUGUAAUAAAUACGUAAAUAGUGA
Xenopus tropicalis (tropical clawed frog) is the source of this 4369-nucleotide messenger RNA. It is a transcript of the gene boc, whose product is annotated as BOC cell adhesion associated, oncogene regulated. The transcript is spliced from 18 exons. Gene Ontology annotation, cellular component: plasma membrane. The record is from RefSeq and is a predicted model, not a curated record. The coding region runs from base 537 to 3731 and encodes 1064 amino acids. NCBI's taxonomy places the organism in Eukaryota, Metazoa, Chordata, Amphibia, Anura, Pipidae.